Molecule: messenger RNA, 1134 nt
Organism: Ixodes scapularis (black-legged tick)
Lineage: Eukaryota; Metazoa; Arthropoda; Arachnida; Ixodida; Ixodidae
Product: ankyrin repeat domain-containing protein 16
Exons: 8
Coding region: 27-1106 (359 amino acids)
Molecular function (GO): protein binding
Source: RefSeq, a predicted model, not a curated record
GUCAAAACAACACAAGCGUGAAAUGUAUGUGUCCGCCCAGCUCUGUGUUAAAGUAUUCAAAUGAUUCAAAGUUCAAAAUGCAUUUGCUUGCUCCAAAGUUAUUUUACUGCGCCCAACAUGACGCCGUCUGUCGUCUAAAAGUCUUGCUUGAAGAAGAACGCCAGAAAUCCCGUGACCCGUCCUCGCAAUGGCUUUGUGGCGUCUGCUACGACAAGUCAGGGGACACUCUAGCCCACGUUGCGUGCAGACACGGAUCUGUAAACAUAUUGAGGUUCCUGGUUGAAGAAAUCGGGAGUACUUCUUUCCUCGAAGCUCCCAACCUUGACGGGAAGAGGCCUCUCCAUGAAGCUGCUCAGAACUCGCAGCUCGAAUCCGUACGAUUCCUUCUCGAAAAAGGCUGUCAGGUUGAUCCUCUCAAACGGGCUGACUGGACCCCACUCAUGCUGGCAUGUACGAAGCACGACCUGCAAGUUGUUAAGCUGUUGAUUGAAAAGGGCGCAAAUUUAAAGCUGCGUAACAAAGAUGGAUGGACGCCUUUUCACAUUGCUUGCAGGGAGGGUCAUGCCAGCAUCAUAGGAUAUUUGUUAGACACCUGUGCAGACGCUUUUGAUUGCUGUAGCAACAACAAGAGGACACCUCUUCAUACCGCAGCUUUGCAGGGCCGUCUGGAAUGUGUGAGUAUCCUCUUGGACAGGGGUAACUAUCCACCAGAUGUAAGGGACAACUGCAAAAGCACCCCUUUCAUGGACGCUGCACAAGCUGAUCAGACAGACAUUAUGGAGCGUCUGGCUACCUACAAGGCAGACGUGGGUGCCGUAGACGUUCUGGGACGCAACAGUCUGCAUCUGGCAGCUCAGGCAGGGGCCGUUGGUGCUGUUCGUCUCCUGGUCGACAGGUACGGCUUGGACCCAAACAGCACCGACAUGUGGGGACAGACAGCGCUGCAUUAUGCAGCCAAGCGAGGCCACAGUCUCGUCAUAGGACUCUUGUUGACCUUUGGAGCCCUCCACGGACUAAAAGACAACAAGGAGCGUACCGCAUGUGACCUAGCGAGGGAUGCCAACCAUCAAGACUGUUUCACGCUUCUGGAUGCCCACAUGUCUUGAUUGAGGGGAAAUAAAUUAUAUAAAACUA